This is a messenger RNA of Camellia sinensis, 1524 nucleotides long. The record is from RefSeq and is a predicted model, not a curated record. Lineage: Eukaryota; Viridiplantae; Streptophyta; Magnoliopsida; Ericales; Theaceae.
AGAAUAGAUAGAUAGAUAGAUCAAGAUAGAUAGAUUUUAGAGGAAUAGUAUGAGUGGUCUUACUCAUCUUCAACCAGGUUACUCUGAGUUUGUUGAACUUGAUCCCUCUGGAAGAUAUGGCAGAUACAAUGAAAUCCUUGGCAAAGGCUCUUCAAAGACUGUUUAUAGAGCAUUUGAUGAGUAUGAGGGGAUUGAAGUUGCUUGGAACCAGGUCAAACUCUAUGAUUUCCUGCAAAGCCCUGAAGAUCUUGAGAGGCUCUACUGUGAAAUUCAUUUGCUCAAGACAUUGAAACACCACAACAUUAUGAAGUUUUACACUUCUUGGGUUGAUACUGCAAACAGGAACAUCAAUUUUGUCACUGAAAUGUUCACUUCUGGGACUCUAAAACAGUAUAGGCAAAAGCACAAGCGAGUCAACAUUAGAGCAGUGAAGCAUUGGUGCAGACAGAUCUUGAAAGGUCUUCUCUAUCUUCAUAGCCAUGACCCACCAGUCAUCCACAGAGAUCUCAAGUGUGACAACAUUUUUAUCAAUGGCAACCAAGGGGAAGUGAAAAUCGGUGAUCUUGGCCUUGCGGCGAUUCUUCGAAAAUCCCAUGCUGCUCACUGUGUUGGGACACCAGAGUUCAUGGCUCCAGAAGUAUAUGCUGAGGAGUACAAUGAAUUGGUUGAUAUUUAUUCUUUUGGGAUGUGCAUCUUGGAAAUGAUCACCUUUGAAUAUCCCUAUAGUGAAUGCACUCAUCCUGCUCAGAUCUACAAGAAAGUUAUCUCUGUGAAAAAACCCGAUGCCUUCUACAAAGUGAAAGAUCCAGAGGUGAGGCAAUUUGUUGAGAAAUGCUUGGCCACCGUGUCACAAAGGCUCUCCGCGAGGGAGCUUUUGAAUGACCCUUUUCUCCAAACUGAUGAUUGUGAAUCGGAUUUAAAAUCGAUAGAGUGCCGGAGAGAAACAGACUACAUGAACCCUUUGUUAAGGCAUCCUUAUCUUGAACUUGAUUAUGAAGGAAAGUCAUUUAGUAACAGCUUCUUCAACGGCUACUCCAAUGGUGUUGUCAACUUGGAAGCCCAAAAUGGAUGGGAGUUCCAUUCAACUGACAUCAAACAAAGUGGAAUGGAACUAUUUGAAUACAAUGACGAUGAACAUGAUGAGCAUCCUGUUAAUGUUGAUAUAACCAUCAAAGGGAAGAGAAGAGAAGAUGGUAGCAUCUUUUUAAGACUCAGAAUUUCAGACAAAGAAGGACGCAUCCGAAACAUCUAUUUCUCAUUUGACAUUGAAACCGAUACAGCAUUAAGUGUUGCGACUGAAAUGGUUGCAGAGCUGGAUAUGACCAAUCAAGAUGUGACUAAAAUAGCUGAUAUGAUUGAUGGAGAGAUUGCUUCGCUGGUACCCGAAUGGGAGCCAGGGCCAGGAAUGGAAGAAACUUUUAGAACAAUCUUCUGUGUAAAUAAAAUAAAUUGAAACUAAAUUAAACAAAAUAAAAUAAAAACUUACAGAAUUUAUUUUGUCGAACCAAAUGAAAAAUAAAAGAC